AUGGCUCCAAAACGCGCAACUCGCGAGACAGCUUCUGCUGCUGCGGCAGCUAAGCCCGCAUCUGCCAAACCGCGCGGUCGUCCAGCAGGCGUGAAGAAGGAGGACACGGAGAAGAAGCCUGCUGUUCCCAAGAAGUCGACAGAGUCCAAGAAGCCUGAAGCCAAGGCUAACACAAGCAAGAAGCGCAAGGCCGAAGCGGACGUUGAGGAGGUAGCUCCCGCAAAGAAGUCGAAGCGCGCUGUCGAGACCAAGACUACCACCAAGGUCACCACCAAGAAGACGGCUGUCAAGGAGAAGAAAGUCACCAAACCCAAGAAAGCUGACAAGGUUGUCAAAGCUGCAGCUCCCAAAGCUCCAAAGAGGGAGAAAACGCCAAAACCUGCUCCUGCGCCCAAGCCGAAGAAGCCCAAGGUCGUCAUCAACACCGCGCCCACCACCCAACUGGACGUGUUCGCUUUCGGCUCAAACAGCAAUGCAGAGCUUGCUAUGGGCGACACCUUCAAGAAGGCUGAGUGCCCUCGGCCAAAGUUCAACACUGUCCUUUCCAACGCCGGCGUCGUCCAGAUCUCAGCAGGUGGAAUGCACGGUAUCGCCCUGACUCAUGACAACAAGGUUCUCACCUGGGGCGUGAAUGACCAAGGCGCGCUCGGCCGUGACACAAACUGGGAGGGCGGUCUUGUUGACAUGGACAAGGCCCAGGAGUCCGACUCGGAAGAUGAUGAUGAGGAGAUUGAAGUCAACCCGAAGGAGGCCACUCCAACUGAAGUUAAUUUGUCCGGUGUUGAGCCUGGAACCAUCUUCACGCAGGUUGUCGCUGCAGACAGCGCGUCUUUUGCGCUUACCGACGAUGGAUUUGUCUACGGUUGGGGAACGUUUCGCAACAGCAACGGUGUUUGGGGCUUCUCGCCAGAUGUCGAAGUCCAACACACUCCCACUCUGGUCCCUACUAUCAAAAGCGUGACUAAGCUGGCCGCCGGCAGCAACCACGUCCUCGCUCUCUUGUCUGACGGUUCUGUGUACUCAUGGGGCGUGGGCGAGCAAGACCAACUAGCCCGUCGCGUUGGGGAACGUCACGCAAAGGAACAAGCUCUGAUCCCACAAAAGGUCGGCAGUCGCCGUGGCUUCGUCGAUAUUGCAACUGGCACAGACCACUCUUUCGCCGUGCACAAGGACGGCUCUGUGUUCGCCUGGGGUCUCAACAACUUUGGCCAGACUGGUAUUUCCUCCAAGGCCGGCGAGAGCGAGGCGGGCAUUCUCAAGCCCACUGUCGUGCCUAGUCUCAAAAACCAGGCCAAGAUUACACACAUUGCUGCCGGCAACUUCAACUCUCUGGCCAUCACAGAGAACAACGAAUGCCUUGUCUGGGGCCGUAUCGACAACUCGGCCACGGGCAUCGAUCCCAGCGCUCUGGACAAGGACGAUAUCAUUUACGACGAGCGUGAUCGCCCGCGCAUUCUGACCAACGCCACGCGCAUCCCUGGCCUUGACGUUACUUACGCUACAUAUGGUACCGAGCAUGCCAUAGCCGUCACCAAGGACGGCAAAGCCUACUCAUGGGGUUUCAACUCGUCCAACCAGACCGGCCAGCCAAGCAACGACGACGACGAGAUCAAGUCUGCCACUGUCCUUCAGUCCAAGGCUAUCGUCGACAAGAGCUUUAUCUGGGCUGGUGCUGGUGGUCAGUACGGCAUGAUUGCGUCAAAGCAUGCUUAA
Messenger RNA from Talaromyces rugulosus, 1713 nucleotides. RefSeq lists its product as uncharacterized. The transcript has 2 exons. Lineage: Eukaryota; Fungi; Ascomycota; Eurotiomycetes; Eurotiales; Trichocomaceae. The record is from RefSeq and is a predicted model, not a curated record. Gene Ontology annotation, cellular component: cytoplasm. Gene Ontology annotation, molecular function: guanyl-nucleotide exchange factor activity. Bases 1 to 1713 code for a protein of 570 amino acids.